Molecule: messenger RNA, 2838 nt
Organism: Lolium perenne
Lineage: Eukaryota; Viridiplantae; Streptophyta; Magnoliopsida; Poales; Poaceae
Product: U-box domain-containing protein 4
Biological process (GO): protein ubiquitination
Molecular function (GO): ubiquitin-protein transferase activity; protein binding
Source: RefSeq, a predicted model, not a curated record
GCGCGCCUCCGUCAUCGCUGAUCCCGCCCCCUGUCGCGGAAUCGCGACUCCGCCCCAUCCGCAACCUUCGGCCAUUGGCUUCUGAGGGUUGAUGGAAAAUUUCUCUCCAAGGACUCUGCUCAAUAGUAUCUCACGCCUCAGUGUCUUAACUUAUGAUGGCUCUACUACAAGGCCCAAACCUAUCCAGAAGUACUGCCAAAAUGUAUGUGAUAUCUCAAGCAUUGUGAGUCCUCUCAUAGAAGAUAUAUGCAAGUCUCCUGAAGAUCAGCUCUAUGAGGUAUUAAUAGAGCUUGACACUGCUAUUAACGAAGCUUCAGGGCUUAUUGGGAACUGGCACCAAACGACCAGCAAAAUAUAUUUUGUUUCUCAAAUUGAAUCAGCGAUCUCGGAUAUUCAGGGAUGCUCCCUUCAGUUGUGCCAGCUUGCUAAUUCUUUAUUACCUUCUCUGACUGGCUGUGCUUGCAUUUGUAUUCAGAAACUCGAGGACAUAAAUUAUGAGCACGUGUUUGAUUUGGCGAAGGAGGUCGCAAUGGAGCUAACUGGGAGGGGGACUCAAAGUCCUGCAAACCUGCCGAUAAUAUCAAGUGCGUUAAGUCUGUCAACUAACCUUGAACUAUACAUGGAAGCUGUUUCACUUGAGAAUCUCAGAACAAGGGCAAUGCGAAGUGAUAACCGCAAUGAACUUGAUCUAGUUGAGAAGAUGAUUCCAAUGGUCAACUAUAUGCAUGAGCGCCUUCUCAAGGAAACACAAUUGCUUAACAUCAACGGGGUGCCUAUUCCUGCUGAUUUUUGUUGCCCGCUUUCCCUGGAGCUGAUGUCUGAUCCGGUUAUUUUAGCAUCUGGUCAGACCUAUGAGCGGGUUUAUAUCAAGUUGUGGCUCGAUGAGGGUUUUACCAUCUGUCCAAAGACGCGCCAAAGACUUGCGCAUUCUAAUUUAAUUCCUAACUAUACUGUGAAAGCUUUGAUAUCUAACUGGUGUGAGUCACAUGACAUUAAGCUACCUGAUCCCGUGAAAUCCUUGAAGUUGAACUUUCCUUCAGUAGCCCCAUUCAUUCAAGAUUUGAGCGCGACAGGCAAUAGCCCUCUGCAUCCUAGUGUUGUGGGUAGGGGUAAUAUUCCUGGGUCCCCAGAAGCUGACCUGUAUAUGAGAAGCUUGAAUAGAGCAUCUCCUCCCCACAGUGUGGCCCAUCAGAGCUCUGAUGUACAUGUGAACCGCCCCGGUCAUGAGGCCUCCACUAAUCAGCCUUCAGAUUAUGCAAAUGGCUCUGCGCCAGAUAUUGCAAGGCUAUCUCUUGCAAGUUCUGAAGCAAGAGAGUCUAGUUUGGAAGAAAGACAUGCUGGUUCAAAUGUACAAAUUUCAGAUCAUUCUACAGAGGAUGCAUCUCAUCUGAACGGUGAUACACACGACCAUCUAGGCAGUUCUUCGGUUAAUGGUAGUCUUCCUAAUAGUGGCCAGCUUGAUGGGGAUGGUGACAUCGACAAUGGGAUGAUGCGAGUUUCAAGUGAUAGGACAAACUACAGCAGUGAUGCAUCUGGGGAGGUUGCUGACGGUGGGCCUUCUGCCUCUUCUAUCCCUCAAAGGGAAAAUGUAAUCCUGCCAAGAUUGGGCAUGAGAGGCCAAUUUGUUCGGCGGCAAGCAUCUGACAGGGGAUUCCCCAGAAUAAUAUCUUCCUCAUCCAUGGAUGCUCGGGGUGAUCUUUCUGCCAUCGAGAAUCAGGUACGCAAACUAAUUGAUGAUUUGAGAAGUGAUUCCGUGGAAGUUCAGAGAUCAGCAACAUCAGAGAUUCGCCUUCUAGCUAAGCAUAACAUGGAGAACAGGAUUGUCAUUGCAAAUUGUGGGGCUAUAAACUUGUUGGUUGGUCUUCUUCCUUCACCAGAUGCCAAAAUCCAAGAAAAUGCAGUGACAGCCCUCCUCAAUUUGUCGAUCAAUGAUAACAAUAAGAUUGCCAUUGCAAGUGCAGAGGCUGUUGAUCCUCUCAUCCAUGUUCUGGAAACAGGGAACCCUGAAGCUAAAGAGAAUGCGGCAGCUACUUUAUUUAGCCUCUCAGUUAUUGAAGAAAACAAAAUAAGGAUUGGACGAUCUGGUGCUGUCAAGCCUCUCGUGGACUUGCUGGGAAAUGGGACCCCACGAGGAAAGAAAGAUGCAGCUACUGCAUUGUUUAAUUUAUCCAUACUUCAUGAGAAUAAGGGUCGCAUUGUGCAAGCUGAUGCUGUAAGGCACCUAGUUGACCUUAUGGAUCCUGCUGCUGGAAUGGUUGACAAAGCUGUAGCUGUCUUGGCAAAUCUUGCUACUAUACCAGAAGGGAGGACUGCCAUUGGGCAGGCGCGUGGUAUUCCAGCCCUUGUUGAGGUUGUCGAACUGGGUUCAGCGAGAGGGAAGGAAAAUGCUGCUGCGGCGUUGCUUCAGCUAUGCACAAACAGCAACAGGUUCUGCAGCAUAGUACUUCAAGAGGGUGCUGUGCCCCCUUUAGUCGCACUGUCGCAGUCAGGAACACCGCGAGCAAGAGAAAAGGCACAGGCUCUUCUCAGCUAUUUCCGCAGCCAAAGACAUGGGAGCUCAGCAAGGAGAUGAUCUCACCAUAACUUUUUGUAGUGUACAUUGAGGCAUUUCCGCGGGCUCCUCAAAUGGCGGUUAUUGUUGUUGACUGACGCUGUGUACUGUUUAUAGUCAGAUUGGGAUUGUGGGUAUUGUGGUGGUCGUCAUUGUUGUUGAGAUGGUGUACUUUUCGGGUGUUUAUCUUUUUGUAUAGCUUGCCCAUUGGUGAUUAUCGCUGAGGUUUUGUUCUGUACAUGCUGUGAUUCACACCUUUGAUUUAUUGCCUGCAGUAUUUAACAUUC